Molecule: messenger RNA, 1368 nt
Organism: Folsomia candida
Lineage: Eukaryota; Metazoa; Arthropoda; Collembola; Entomobryomorpha; Isotomidae
Product: zinc finger protein 595-like
Exons: 4
Coding region: 1-1179 (392 amino acids)
Biological process (GO): regulation of transcription by RNA polymerase II
Molecular function (GO): DNA-binding transcription factor activity; RNA polymerase II cis-regulatory region sequence-specific DNA binding
Source: RefSeq, a predicted model, not a curated record
AUGUAUUUCCUUCCCCUUCUAGGUGUCGAGGGUGUCGAAAAAUACGAAGUUUUCGAUCCCAUCACCCACUACAAGCAGUACCGUUGCCCCGACUGCUCCAAAAUAAUGAAAGGUCCGACACGGUUCAAGGAUCACUUACGAAUUCACACGGGAGAAAAGCCUUUUGUCUGCUCAAGGUGUGGGGCCGCAUACGCAAGGAAGGUCGCACUCCUCCUCCACCUUCAAUGUAGACAUCCCACGGAGAAAGCAGGAUUUGUUUGUGACGAGUGUCCCAAGUCGUUCCCAGCCCGAUACUCGUUGACGGAGCCUCCCAAUGCUGACGGUGCCGACGUCCCCCUUCGCAAACGAAAACCUGUCAACCAAAAACAGACACAAGCCAGCAAACGAUAUUAUCAAAACGUUAUCAAACCUCAGCGGAAACUCCUCUCCCCCGUCGCCUGUCCGGAUUGCGGUAUCAUCUCGAAACACGCCAUCACUCUGAAAUACCAUCAAAAGCUUUGUCACUCCUCCCAAACCCCGAUACCCCGAAAAGCCCCCGUUUGGCCGUGUCCCCUCUGUGACUUAAAAUUCGGGUUAAAACUCUCCCUCCACACGCACCUUUCCACCGUGCACGACUCAGCCGAGUCCAUCGAGGGGAUCAAUAGCUUCGGAACGUUCGAGGACAAAGAUCCCGUCACCGACGUAAAGCGACUUCGUUGUCCCGACUGCGAUAAGAUGAUCUCCUUCAUAAAUUUUAGGAGUCAUUUAAGACUCCAUACGGGCGAGAAGCCACAUCUCUGCCAAAUUUGUGGGGCCACAUUCCGCGAAAAGACCUCGCUGACAAACCACUGUAAACGUCGCCAUACGACUGAGGAAGAGAGGCAAGAAUUCAUUUGUGAUCAGUGUCCCAAAUCGUUCCGAUUUCAAAAUGACUUGCUAACUCAUCGAAAGAGGAUGCACCCCGAGGGGGGAGAAAGAGCGACCUUUUUGUGCUCAAGGUGUCCAAAACAGUUCGCGCAUAGAAGCAGCUUGAACGCACAUGUUCUUGCGGUUCAUGAACAGGCGAGGAGGUUCAAGUGUACCCAGUGUGACAAGGCUUUCAAAUGGAACAGUGAUUUACGGUAUCAUGAGCAAGUACACGCCAAUCCGGGAGCGAAGAAGAGGCGUAAUCGCCCAUUGCGAAUUGUUCCCCCUACGUAACCAAGACACGAGAAUUUGUCAACUCCAGGAGAAUCAUUUACCAGUCGAGAAGAGGAACCAAGAUUUGUAUGAAGGCAUGAUUUCCUAAAUAAAUACGCUUUCGCAGAAACCUGUACCGUAAUUGGUUUCUUAAAUGCAUUAGUUUUUUUAACUUGUGGACUGGAUUUGUGACAUUACAUAUUAAUUUUG